Messenger RNA from Symbiodinium necroappetens, 1770 nucleotides. The record is from the annotation of a GenBank genome assembly. Lineage: Eukaryota; Dinophyceae; Suessiales; Symbiodiniaceae.
AUGUAUGAGCAAAUUGAGCCUUCAGAUGUUUUGGCCAAGCUGCACAGAGUUGUUCGCUCUGCACAGGGUGACGGCUAUGAAGCUGUUGUGCUGAUGAAGUGCAAGAAGCUCCGUGGAAGUUUGUGCCGUUCUUCGCAUGUCGUUGUUGACGGUGCCGAUGUGUGGCCUUUUCGUGAUCUCGUUGCAGUCCUUGAGCUGUCACUGCAUGAAGCGCUGCUGCAUGUGAGAUGGGGUGACCGUAUCAUGCGCCAAGCUUCUGGUAGCCCCAUCGGCGGCCUCAUGUCUCGAUUGCAUGCCAUGUUGGCGCUUGGCCCGGCAGAGGUUGACUUUGUGCGUUGCGCGGCCUCACCAAGAGCCACAGAGAUGGCCGCAGUGAGGUAUGUCGAUGACUUGCUGCUGGUGUCCACCUGGUGUCUAAGUUGCUUAAAACCGGUUGUAGACCAGGUUUACCCUGAGCACAUCCGUUUUGACAUUGAGCAAGCUUCUUACACCUGUGUCAACUGGCUGGACAUUUCCGUACAAGCCGAUAUGAACGAUGUUGUUAUUGACGUCCAGUUCACUGAGGAGGCCUGGCUUUCGGGGAAGUGUGAGUACCCAGACAGGCAAAGGUGGCCACCAUACCUGCAUGAAGCUUCCUUUAACAUGAAGGAUUUCAAGCAACGUGUAAAAGCGAUUGUAUCUCGCUGGCAACAGAUUGGCUUGAGUGAAUCGCAGCUGAAGUUUGCAGUCGCUCACUUGAUGGCCACACUUGCUAGGUUGCAAUAUCCGCAGAAUCUUGUGAUCAAGGGCCGCCGUAGCCGUAGCCGGGAUCGUCCACGUGACCAUUCCAGUGGAUAUGGGGCUUGGUACAACUACAACUACCAUCAUGGCAAAGGGCGUUGGAAUGGUGGUUAUCACCAGAGCCACGGUACUGGCAAAGGGUAUGGCAAGCCUUCCCAUGCGACUAGUAUGAGUCACGCGGCAUAUCUCGUGCAUGAGCUUCAGGAGCUCGGGCGACAGCAACAGCAAGAGGCGCAAGCAACUUCGUUGCUGCAACGGUUUGUGGGCAACUUUAGCCAAGUACCCAGCCGGGAGACGCAAGAGGCCGGAAGCUCCACAGGUAGCCAGAGCCCAAACGUUUCGAGGGAUCCGCCGUCUUGGCUGAAAGGCUUGUUGGAUGGGCUUGCCUCCAAGUUUGGUGCAGGGGACGCUCCCUCGCAAGUGGGAUCCAUGGACACCUCGGGGAUGCCGUGUGCCAGUAGCAGACUCGGCAGUGCAGGCAGCAAUGCUGCCAACAACAUCCCUUCAACCACAGAGCCCCAAGAGCUGUUGCAGCUAAGACAGGAGCUUGCGGCUCUGAAGGAAGAGAAGAUCCGACGUGAACAGCAGGCAGAAAAGGACCGGUUGCAGUCUGAUAUCAAAGCACUCCGCGACUCCAUGUCAAAACUGCCGGUGGAAACCGCGUCUGCAGAGAAGCCUGAUGAAGAGCACACGGUGUUGCAGUGGCUGUCUGUGGAUGUGGAGCAGUGGGAUUUGGACAAGGUGUUAAUCUCCUCGUCACAGCAGAAAGCUUGGAUCUCUGGGGUGAGGCCUUCCAUGAGCAAAGGCUGGACACGAUCUCCUAUCCCAAUAAGCACAUGGUUGUCAGCUGAGAAGUUGCGACUUAGUGAUGACGACCUCAAUUCGGCCUUAAAGAAAGCAGGAUUGCAGAAGGCCACAGUCCUCACACGUGAUCUCCACACACUACGCCUGUUGGUGAAGGUGUUGUCUCAACAGAUGGAGUCUGAGUGA